Pocillopora verrucosa is the source of this 2751-nucleotide messenger RNA. Its product is annotated as homeobox protein Nkx-2.2. Gene Ontology annotation, cellular component: nucleus. Gene Ontology annotation, biological process: regulation of transcription by RNA polymerase II; cell differentiation. Gene Ontology annotation, molecular function: DNA-binding transcription factor activity, RNA polymerase II-specific; RNA polymerase II cis-regulatory region sequence-specific DNA binding. The record is from RefSeq and is a predicted model, not a curated record. NCBI's taxonomy places the organism in Eukaryota, Metazoa, Cnidaria, Anthozoa, Scleractinia, Pocilloporidae.
AUAUGUCAAUUGCUCGUGUACUUUGAGCUUUUGUAGCUCGACAGACACUAGGAAGAACCAUGAGGUACAAAGGUGGCUACAAAAUAGUUUUGCGAAAAAAUGGACUAAAGUUCUUCCUUGACGGCGCUGACAACGGCUUAAAGCUAGACGACCAAGAACAAAAGUUGGACGACCAAAAGCAAAAUGGGACGAAGUUUCAUUCAUGAGCCGGUUAGAAAACAGAUUUCAAAGAAAAGCGUGUAUUUAAGCUCAUGUUUUACUUUGUUAACUAUCCACAAGACCAAACAGAGCUACAAACGAUGUAUUUAUGUUCAUUCAAUUGGCAUGAUCACCAAGUCACUACUUGGCAAGCUAAUUGGUCGACCACGUGUCACACAACAUCAUCAUUGCGGGAGUCACGUCUGUCAUCCAAUCUCAGCCCACCUGGGAAGCAAAUUAUGAGAAGCUAUCUGGUCUAAGGUCCAUAACUGAAACUCUGAAUGUUUUUGGUGAAAAUGGCUUUUUAUGAAAGAAUUUCCCACUUCGACCUUGAAGUGCCCGUUACUUACCAAAGAAACAUACCUAAAGGCCACAAACAUGCCUCUCACUGACAAACAUUGGUCCCUGAACGUAUGCCAAGAGCUAAUGGGUCUGUUAAUUUUAAGCUUUAAAGCUCUGGAGAUUCUUACACGUUACAAUACACAGGACUAAGAGAAGUAGACUUGACAUGAUCAAGAGAAAUAAAACAAUCUGGCAAGUCUUUCCGUUUUCCCUUACGGGUUAAUCCCCGUCUUAUCAGCCCAAAGCUUCCACUAUGAGCAGAUAGACAUCGUAACGUCUAUUGAGUUCAAAUGAACUGUCCUUGAAUACGUGCCUAAAUCCAUUAAACGACGAUCGUUUGUUUGACAUGGCUGACAGAUUAAAUCCGAUAAAAGGAAAUGAGUGACGUUUGAGACAGAGCGUCACUGGUUUGGUGAAUGCCAUGAGAAAGAGGAAUUCUAAUGCUGCUUAAUUUGAAGAUCACUUGUCCUCUCUUACUGAAGGGCCGUUUGAGCACGUUCGCACGUUUUCCGUGCCAGAUUUCUCCUAAAUCCGGGUUUACGAGACGGAAAAAUGACCUCUGGGUCGUGUGUGAUGUUUUACGUCAGACUGGCCUCUUAAUCCGCUGUCACUAACAACAUUGAACACUCAUGCAGCUACUUUGGCAUUUCCGUUGUAGGAAAUCAAUUUUGUUAUUGUUUGUCUUGUAAAGUAUUGCACUUAUCUAAAUUAUUUUUAAACUCUUACGGAUCAGCACCUCAGCCAUGGACCAAUCAGAGGACUGUCUGUCUAGUGUUAACGCGGAGACCACUCGAUAAGGUCCCGCCCUAAUUUCCUGUAUUUUGCCACACGCAAAAGCUAAACAGGACAGCUCGCGCGAGUUAGUGAUAACUUAUGCGUCUUGUGUACAAAGCAAGAACUAUGGCUCAGCUAAGUUCAAAGCAAAUCAUCACUUUCUCCAUCGACGGUAUCCUAAGCUCUGGCAACGAAGAGGAAAAUCUUCGAAGAAGCUCGGUGGAUUAUCGAGAAGACAUCAUCAAAACGGAAACAUUUCCAUCUGCUGAGAAAUCAACAGUACAUGUCGAAAUCAACGCGGCGAGAACGAACAACAAUAGCCCUGAUUAUAAGUUGGAUAAACAUUGUGAAUCUGGGAUUAAAGAAACAGAAGGUGAUACAGAUUCCUCAGCUGCUACCAAGAUAAAAGCGUCAAACAAGAAAAAGAGACGUGUUUUAUUUUCAAAGGCUCAAGUGUACCAAUUAGAAAGCAGAUUUCGCGUUCAAAAGUACCUUUCGGCUGUUGAAAGAGAUCAGUUGGCUAGAAUGAUCAACCUGACACCCUCACAGGUGAAAAUUUGGUUUCAGAACCAUCGAUACAAGAGUCGUCAGCAGAUUAAGCAUGAUGGACAGUUCGAGGACGACCCCAAGGUUCCAUGCGGGGGACACUACCAUCCGGCAGAGGUUCCGUGCUUACAGCCAUGCCCGUAUUACGAGCCUAGGGACACAAUCAAUUCAUUCUCCUCGGCUUUCAUGCCUUGGUCUUCAGUAUGUCCAGCCUCUUCGCUGGCUCCAAUAAACACUUUCUCGUUCUCACCACCUCCCGGUCAACAUUUCGUACGCUAUCCUUCGUGCCAAUAUGAAAGCCAAAGACAACCGCUGUAUCCUCCAGUUUUUUAUUAAUUUUAUCUUGUUCGCGGGCUCUCCAUGAGAAAUCCACGGUUUUCGAAAUCACCCUGCAUCAUUUUGGAGGAUAGUAUUCAUCCAUUCAAAAUUUUUUCCGAGUAUUUCAGCAUUGGUUGAGUUGAGACUAGGAGACAGUUACUUUGUUGGGUUGCUCUUUCAUGGGAACAUUCUGGCAUCCUUUUAAAUCACACUGUGAUAACUCAAGGCCAUAACUUACUUUUCAUGAACGUUUAUGAAAUGUUGUUGCGUUUUACAAGGAAAAUGCUUAGCUUUGCAUUGACAAGUCUAAAAUGUCAAGGUAACAUACUAUGCGCUACUCUCCUGCAAUGUUCAGUUACCACCUUAAAAUUUAUUGUAAUAUAAUUCUUGCCUUGUUUGUUUGUUUGUUUUUUUGAGAGCUAAAACCUUUUUAUGACACAUGGAGUUUGUACUCUAUUUAUUCUCAGUUCAUUUACAAUUGAUCAUGAACGAAGCUUGUUACGCAAUUUCGCUUAAUUGACAGAAGAAUGUUCAUACAUCUGACUGCUCUGUAAAUAAUCACUGAAAAUAAAU